GUGUUCACAUCGCUCAUUUUCCCCGGGACAGGCUGCAGACUACUGGACGGGGGGCUGAACCUGCGGCUCGUGCUGGGAUCUACGGGAAUGCGCAUCACAACACUCUAUAUUAUAGAAGAUGAGCUCCAACGCCGCGAGCCCUGUGUCGGGCAGCGCCAGUGCCGGGAGGACUUCCGGAAAGGCCACCAGUUUCAUCCCCGAGCUGCAGAGCAUGAUGUUUGCUCUGGGAGACGCCCGCAGGCCUCUGCAUGAGACAGCAGCGCUGGUGGAGGACAUCGUGCACACCCAGCUCAUCAAUCUGCUCCAUCAGGCUGCUGAGGUGUCACUUUUAAGAGGAGCUCGGGUUAUAUCAGCUGAAGACCUCUUGUUUCUAAUGAGAAAAGACAAGAAAAAAGUACGCAGGUUGCUGAAGUACAUGCAGUUCAGAGACUACAAGUCCAAGAUACUCAAAAGUAUUGAAGAUGAAGAUCCACUUGAUUCAGAUAAGUACAGUUCCAAUAUAAACAAGCGGCAGAGGCUUGCGCAGGACUUCCUGGCCUCCAUUGACCAGACAGGAGAAUUUCUGGCUUUGCUGGACGAAGAAGAAAUCGAUGAGGUCAGACAAGAGAGACUGGAGAGGUUGGAGAGGCAGACCAGAGUGAUGGACUCUGCUCAGUACAGUGAAUUCUGCGAGAGUCGACAGCUCAGCUUCUCCAAAAAGGCCUCGAAGUUUCGCGAGUGGCUGGACUGCAGCAGCAUGGAGGUGAAGCCCAAUGCCGUUUCCAUGGAGAUCCUGUCCUACCUGGCGUACGAGACUGUGGCUCAGUUGGUGGACCUGGCACUGCUGGUUAAACAGGACAUGACUCAGAAGACUGGAGAUCCCUUCAGCCAUGCCAUAUCAGCCUCCUUCAUCCAGUAUCACAACUCCACUGGCGAGGUUCACCUCCCAGGCCAGGCUGUAACUGUGAAGCGAGAUCCCGACUCGCCGGAGAACACCCCCCCGUCCACGCCCGGCGCUCCGCUGGCCCCCGCGCAUCCGGGAAAGCUUCACUCUGUCGCCCAGGGCAACGGGGGGCUGGGCCAAGACGGUGGAAAAUUCAAACAGAGGAAGAGAAAGAAGAGUGCGGCCGCCGGCAGCUCGGAGGCCCAGAGCAGCGCCAUCCAGCCGGCCCAUAUCAGAGAGGCCAUCCGGCGCUACAGCCAGAGCGCCAGCCCCCUGUCGCCCUUCUCCAGUGCCUACCGCAGAAGCGGGAUGACUUUCCUGGCCUGCUGAUUGGCUGGGGGCCUCAGGAGCACACAACCGAAUUGCCACUACCCAAAGAAGACGUUCCCCCUCCUCUUCCUCUCUCCUACCCCCAUCAGAGGAAGGAUACGCGGCCCCCAUGUGUCUCUUGUUUACUGGCUGCAGCAUUGGCUUAAUUGAGGAAGGAAGUUUGGCAGCAGAGUGUAGGUUGUCAGGAAUGUGGGCGGUGCCGUCUCUGUGUGGCUGGCAGGAGAAGCAGUGUCAGUCUGCAGAACUCCUUCAACGAAAACAAACUGGGUUUCAUCUUGUGCGUAUAAAACUUUACAGCUCAAUUGAGUAAACGCUUUUGUACUUGUUAUUUCAUUUCAUUGUACGUUUUCUUUACUGACAAAGCCGUUCUGAUUUACGACGAAGAAUGUCACGAAACCUCUUGCUACAGUAGAACAAAGACGUGAAACAAAUGUACAGAUCUCUUACAUUGACGUAAAGGUCAAACUGAGAAGUCAAGCAGUACUCAAUAAAAUAUAUACAUAUCUGUACGUCAAAUUAAGUGUGCAGCGCUGGAAUGAAGCUGCCUAGCCUAGCGAUAAUAGACUAACACUAGGUUUACAUGCAGAAUGCCACAGAGGGAUGUUGGGCAGACGCUGAAGUCACCUCACUGCUGAGCAGUCCCUUGUAAAAAUGUAUUUAAUGGGAGGUGUGACUUAGGGGGCAGUCAAGGGCUUUCAGGCAAACUAAGAUAGAGGCACGGCGGUCAGGUAAACCCCAUAAUAAAAUUACAUUGUAUCCCCUAUACAAUAUGAGUGUAAACCCAAUACGGUAUUUAAAUAGACUUGUUGAGGUGUUGCUUCAAGCAGAGAAACAGCAGGUCUAUGCACCAUGGUAGAGAAACUUAGACCAUCCAACACCUCUGUAGAACUUGCACAGAGCAGUCCAGAACAUAGCUUUAGGUGCCAUGUUGGUUCAGGGACUUGGGGGUUGGGAACCGUUUCUGUGACAUAAGCAUGAGGUCAUCUUCCUUCAUUUAUGUUCUCCAUCCCUCCCAGUCCUCCACUGCCUUGCUUGUUUACAUAUGUCCUGAGGUACCUGUGAGCUUUUCAGGAGUUAAAAAAAA
Anguilla anguilla (European eel) is the source of this 2336-nucleotide messenger RNA. It is a transcript of the gene supt3h, whose product is annotated as SPT3 homolog, SAGA and STAGA complex component. NCBI's taxonomy places the organism in Eukaryota, Metazoa, Chordata, Actinopteri, Anguilliformes, Anguillidae. Bases 119 to 1252 code for a protein of 377 amino acids. The transcript has 12 exons. Gene Ontology annotation, biological process: transcription by RNA polymerase II. The record is from RefSeq and is a predicted model, not a curated record. Gene Ontology annotation, molecular function: transcription coactivator activity; protein heterodimerization activity.